Molecule: messenger RNA, 582 nt
Organism: Hibiscus syriacus
Lineage: Eukaryota; Viridiplantae; Streptophyta; Magnoliopsida; Malvales; Malvaceae
Exons: 5
Coding region: 1-582 (193 amino acids)
Source: RefSeq, a predicted model, not a curated record
AUGCUGGUUGAACGUAACCGUUUUUCAUUUGUCCUGUUCUUGCAUACUACUUCUCUGGCGUUUUCCAUGUUUGAUAACUAUUUCCAGCAACUUUCUAGUGCUGCCAUAUCCAACAAAUUUGCACGUUUAUGCUUCAACCGUUACUUGUCGUGGUCGAAGCUUUACCGUUAUACUUCCGAAGAAUUGGUUUCUGCAGCAAAAUAUGUGUUAUCAAUCUUGGCUCGUAUAUUUCCCAUAUACUUUCCGAUGGGAAACAUGGCGACGAAUCUGUUUGUGAUAUUUUCCCUUAUUGUCGGUGUUAUUAGCGUCGCCACUUCCGUCACCGGUGUCACCGACGUUCUUCAAUGGAAUGGCCCUAGCUUAUGUGUCAUCGCUUCUUCUUCCCUUCUCACUUGGGCCCUCACUAUGCUUGCCAUGGGGUUGGCAUGUAAAGAGAUCUACAUUGGGUGGACAUAUGCCAAUUUGCGGACAUGGGAGGUGAUGACCAUAAUUGCCAGCGCAACGCAGCUGUUUUGCACGGGUGCUAUCCAUGCCGGGGCCGGAGAUUUUGCUCCGACCACGCUUGCCGCCGGAACAGUCUAA